ACUCUAGAGUGGGACUUUCUCAAUCCUGCUCUGGGGAAUAAUCUUGCCAGGGUGCUGCCCCUCUGCCCUGGGGAUUGGACAUUGCCCGGGUGUGAGGCCAAUCAUCAGCAGAGCUGAGGUAGCAUCAUCAGUCACCAGGCAAGGAAGCCCAGAAAGCAUCUUCUUUGGACAGAUAGUCUCCAGACAAAAGAAAAGACUGUGGGCAGGAUGAGAACUAAACCAGAAGUGCCCAGAGAGGGGACCCCAAGCUCUGUGCCAGGCAGGCAGCAGGAAUCUGCACAGAGGACUCUUGCUGCCCCUCUCAAAGAAAGAUCACUGCAUCAUCCACAAGGUUUCACACACUUCCCCAAGAUGUGACCCUCUGCAUUCCUCGCACCCAGAAGAUCUGCAGCCUUCAACACACUUUCCCCCACCAAGCAUUCAUGCAACCCUUUCCCCACUUUAGUUACCAUGCACACCAGUCUCCCUCCUGUCUAGGUUCCCUCUCUGUUUCCAUUCUUCACUUUAAACCUUUCUCUUUUUGAUGGUCCCAUGUUUAGUGACCAAAGGGCCAAAGUCCAGGGCCUCCACAGCCCCUAGAAGCCCCCAAACCCUCUUUAGUCUGUCCCAGGUGGUGUGGUCACCUGGUGGAGCAUGAUGAUGCUUCAAAGCUGGACUUUGAAGAAGCGAAAUAGAAAAAACAGUGACGCUUUUGAACUUUGAUGCUGGAGAAGACUUUUGAGGAUACCAUGGACAGCCAGGAAAACAAACAAACAGAUCAUAGAAUAAAUCAAUCCAGAAUUUCACUCGAGGCACAAAUGAGCAGGCUCAAACUAUCAUACUUUGGACACAUUAUGCAAAGACCCAGCUCCCUUGAGAAGUCCAUAAUGCUGGGGAAAGCUGAAGGAAAGAGAAGAAGAGGACGGCCAGCAGCAAGGUGGAUGGACUCGAUUAUGACAGCAGUGAAUGCACCACUGAAAGACCUUCAAGGCCAAGCUGAAGACGGAUCAUCCUGGAGAUAAUCUAUCUAUGUGCCGCCAAGCCAACACCAACUUGAUGGCACUUAAUCAAUCAAUCAAUGUUUAGUGAGAGCCACCCUUGUGUUGGGUUGGGAUAAGUUUCCUUAGCCGAAUUCCAGUGGCCAGAGGCAAAUGGGAGCCCCCCUGUAUUUUCCUGGCAACCUCUGAGUCCUCCCCACUGUUCUAUUGCCAAGGGGAGAAUCACUAUUAUCUAGAGUGCCCCCCACAGCCCACCACAUGUGCCAGCUGCAUCCCCAAACUGGAAACAGAAUCAGAUUUUGAAGCCCACAAAUAUAAAGAUUUCACAACCAACACCCCCUCAUUACAACCCCAUCUCUGCUGCCCACACUAGAAUUGGAGCACAACAGGUGUGUCCACACUCAAGAGGAAAGAGGGGCCCCACACACCAUAUGCUCUGAAUGAGUGACUCUCCUAGAUCAGAAGGAAAAAAGCAGCCCCCCCCCCCUUCAUAUACUCCCGCUUCAAACUCUCAGGUCAGGACAGGCAGAGCUCUUGCUUGAUUAAAGGUUUUCACUCAAUCUCCUAGUGAGGCGUCUACGGGAAAAGUUUCACCUGGUAACAGGCUGGUCAGCUCCAAGCCUUUUUCUCAUUGGCUGAAUUUUCAUGGGCUUCUCUGCCCCCUUCAUCGAUUCCACCCCAUCCACACCCACCCCACAGCCACUUUGAGGGCAGGACUCUGCUUGAGCCAUUGCUUCUCUUCUGGUUCCUCUCUUCUGGUUUGCACACCCCGUGGCUUGCUUAGACACCCACACACACACUUGCCCCUGGAAGAGCUGAGAUGGCCGGAGACGGAGCCCUGUUUCACCUCUGCCUCUGGGCACUCCUUGCUUUGCCAGGCACCAGAGCUGUGAAAGUGGACACUUCCGUAGAGCUGGACUACUUCCAGGAGAGCUUCCCUUCAGAAAAGAUGUCUGGGGAGUUCUUGCAGGAGCUGAACGAUGAGGAGGUCUUCCACGUGGACUGGGACAAGAGGGAGACUGUCUGGAGGCUGCCUGAGUACAAGACAUUCACCGGCUUUGACGCACAGGGCGCCGUGGGCAACAUGAACAUUAUGAAGAACAACAUGGAGGUGCUGAUGCAGUGGAGCAACCGCACCCGGGCCCAGAAUGCUCCUCCUACAGCAACUGUCUUCCCCCAAAACCCCGUGGAACUGGGAGACCCCAAUGUGCUCAUCUGCUUUGUGGACAAGUUCUCACCCCCUGUGCUAAACAUCACCUGGCUGAAGAAUGGAGAGGAGGUUUCCAAGGGUGUGACAGAGACAGACUUCUACCCCAGCACAGAAGCCACCUUCCGCAAGUUCUCCUACCUGACCUUUAUCCCGCAGCACGGAGACUUCUAUGUCUGCAAAGUGGACCACUGGGGCCUGACCCAGAGUCUCACCAAGCUCUGGGAUGCCAAGGAGCCGGCUUUCAUCCCAGAAACAGCAGAGAACGUGCUGUGUGGCCUGGGCUUGGCCUUUGGUAUCCUGGGCAUCAUCGCUGGCACCGUCCUUUUCUUCAAGGCCAGGAAGAUGAAUGGUGGCAACCAUCCCAGGGGGCCCCUAUAACCGGAAGCAGCAGAGAGACCAACUCCAUCCUCUGACAGGCAGCCACUCUGCAAGCCCCAGAAGCCCGCCUCUCUCUUACAUCCCUGGUCAAGACUUUGCUGCCUCAAUAAGCCUGGCCCUUGCUCACCUGAUCUGCUCCUUUCCAUCCCAGGGCCUUCCAGUGCAACUGAAGCAUGGCUAUUGUGCAAUUAGGUAAAAGCGGAAUUAAGACUCUGGUUCACCAGGCACUACCUAUAGCUCUACAUUUCUCCUAAACAAAUACUUCUGUUUACUCAAAAGUAAGUGCUGCCUAGAAAUGCAGCUAGAAUUGCAGUCUUCAAUCAAUAGAGGCUUCUGCUUUUCCUGGCCAUCCCUUUAUUGACAUUGGCCCUUUAAUCAGCAGUUGCCUGUCCCCAGCUUGCCAGGAGCAUUUUAAUUACUUGUUUCUUCUUUGCAACCAGAGCAAUUGAAAAGAGCACAGUUAAUAAAAUACAGCUAAGCACUGUUCAGCCACAAGCCUUGUGUUCAGCCACAAGCUGCACUUGGGGUGGGGGGAAAUAUUGUUUUGCUUCUGCUAAUUCCAGGGUGGCGUGAAGACCUUUGCAAGUCAUUGAAACUCUCCCCUCAAGCCUUUGAAAGUCUCCCCGAUUCCCUGACUUCUCAGAUUUCACCAAGCACUGUUUGCAUAUUUUUUGAGCCAUUAAGGGCUAGAAGGGCUUUCCUUCUAAGGUGGCAUUUUUGGAAUGUUCAGUUCUGCACCUGAUAUCAUGUACAGCAUGACUGCAAAAUAUCCACAGGCCUGCCCAGGGAGGGUUAUGGCUGGAAGGACUGAUCUUUUGUAUUAUUAUUUGCUGGAUGACAGAGAAGAUGCUCUCUCCCUGGGGAUUUGCAAAGAUGUGGUGUCAGGGCAGAUUUAGCUGCUUAGGCUCAGGGUGACCCUUCUGGAUCUGAUUGCAAAUACCCACAAUCAAGCAACAGGAUGACAUUGUAGGCAGAAGCCAGCUCUCCUUGUCUUCCACUGUCCAAGGUGGAGUCCUUCCUCCUGACUCUUUCAUGUGGUGGCAUAUUUGAUUAUGGAGAAUUUAGGAGGUGAGUUUUUGCCUUGCACUGAAGGCAUCUAUGGGACAAUUCUGUAGCACCCUCUUAGAUUCUAGCUCAUCUCUGGCAUCAGGCAUGGCUAGUCACCCCCUAAAACCUUCAUCUCCCUCUUUAGUUUUUGGAAAGAGUCUUGCAGUGUUCUGCACAUUGCACUGCAGUUAAGUAUCCCUCAGGCAUAUCAUCCUGAUUCAUCACUAUCUCCAUGAACUCAGCCCCACUAGGAAGGAUUCCUUCAGCUCCUGUGCUGAAGGUACAGUUUCUCCAAGGCCCCCAGUGCUGAUCUUCUCACCCAUCUAAACCACCACCUGAGCCCAGUGGGAGAUGCAAGGCCCUACCUGGGUGAAUUGGGGGAAGACAGUGUUGAUUUUAAGCACCAACUUAGUUAGCUACAACUUAGGGCCUUACAUUCAGAGGGACCUCUGAAUACCAAAAAAAAAGGACUAAAUUUUAAGAUGUUUGUAAUUAGUUGAAAAAUAAAAGAGAAAGGGUAAAAAAAGAUUCCCAGACACAAUUAUUUGGCUAAGACAAAAAUAGACUUAUAUGGCUACACAAAUACUUAUCUAUUGAGUUUAUAAAUCUGAGCAGAAAUAAUUAAGUUAUAUCAAAAUUUAUUAGACCAGGGACCAGUAUAGAGCAACGGCCACCAUCACAGUUACCGGCAGCAUUAAGCUCUUCAGAUGAGUACCGAUGUAACUGUGAAGUGAGGGGUGAAGUGAAGAGCGGGGUGAGUGACAUGCUAGGGCAGGAUUUCUGACCCAUUUUGUAAUGCUAUGGGGCCUUUUAAACUUGACAUAGCUUAAGGUCUCAGCAUGUUAUAAUCCGGCCCUUGGGGAAGGAUCUCCUUCCUCCUAGAAUGAUCCAGAAUGAUCUUAAUUCUACUUUUCAUACUUUCUUCUGCGCUCUUAUAUCUAAAAGUAAUGAAUAAAAUGGAAAUUUUAGGAA
This is a messenger RNA of Hemicordylus capensis (graceful crag lizard), 4584 nucleotides long. RefSeq names its product HLA class II histocompatibility antigen, DP alpha 1 chain-like. The record is from RefSeq and is a predicted model, not a curated record. Bases 1798 to 2565 code for a protein of 255 amino acids. The transcript is spliced from 5 exons. Gene Ontology annotation, cellular component: MHC class II protein complex; membrane. Gene Ontology annotation, biological process: antigen processing and presentation; immune response. NCBI's taxonomy places the organism in Eukaryota, Metazoa, Chordata, Lepidosauria, Squamata, Cordylidae.